AUGGAAGCAGUAAUCCCGUUUUGGGUCGAAGGGAAGUUAGUUUGGAUUACCGGAUUGACUCAUAAGACUACUUUCCGUGAAGUAAUUUCUUCUAUCAUCAAGUACCAAUAUGAACGAGAAGCGAGUCCAGAGGAGGUGCAGACGUUCAAAGUUGUGGAAAGAUGGGAGUGGAUGGAAAGACACUUACGAAGUCGUUGCAAGAUUCUUCAAGUUUGGCAAUCUUGGGGAGAAGAGAGGAAGAAUGUGUAUUUUGUGCUGAGGAAACGGUCUUCGAACGAAUUGUCACGAAAAUCCAAAAAAGCCAAAAUGCUCAGAUCUAAGCAUGGAAACAGAAAUCAGUGGAAAGUAAAGUUUCGGAGCGAGUACCAUGCUUUAGAUGAAGAAAUUUUAAAAGGCAUUUUAUUGUCCCAACAAAAAGUUUUGCUUCGUCAGAAAGAUGAAUUGAAAUCAAAAGAGUUAGAAAUUGAAGAGUAUGAAACUUCGACUCAUUUUAGCAGGAUGAAAGUUGAUGGUGAGAAUUAUCUACAAGACAUGUACCUUGGGGAAAAGUUUUUUCCUGAAGGUUCUUCCAGCUUUCAAGAGCUCAAAAAUCAUCAUGUCACAAAAGAAGCUAUUUGUGAAAUAGAAAUGUUGUAUGAAAAUAUUUUAGAUUUAAGCAAACGAAUCGAAAAACAGGAAUACAUAAUAAGAUUGCUGUCGGCACAGAUACGAUAUUCUUUGUCAUUAAAGGAGAAUAGAAAUGAUUCCGUUGAGGAGGAAACGUUGACAUUCGUUGGACAGAAGAAUUCAGACAUUUUUAUGUGCUCUCAAAAAACAAAAGUGCAAGUUGAUUGCAUUAGUGAGCUGAACAAAAGUCAGAAAUUCAUAAUUGACAGAAAUGAAAGACUUUUAAAGGAAUAUGACAAAAUUCUUGAGCUGAAGCAAAAUUGCAUUGAGCAACUUCAGGAAGAGUUAGAUAAAGCUAAUCUAGAAAUUGGAACCUUGCAGCAAAGCUCUAAUGGAUAUAUUAAAAGUUCAACUUCGAGGAAACAGAAAAAAUCUUGCAGAUAUGAGGCAGUACUCAAUGAUUAUAGUUCUGACACAGGACUUAGCUCCUUGGCUAGCAGUUCAGAAGAAAACAACUAUACAUUCAAAGAGGAACGUGGAUAUGUCCUUGAUACAUUGGUGUAA
Molecule: messenger RNA, 1170 nt
Organism: Uloborus diversus
Lineage: Eukaryota; Metazoa; Arthropoda; Arachnida; Araneae; Uloboridae
Product: ras association domain-containing protein 10-like
Exons: 1
Coding region: 1-1170 (389 amino acids)
Source: RefSeq, a predicted model, not a curated record